Penicillium alfredii is the source of this 453-nucleotide messenger RNA. RefSeq lists its product as uncharacterized. The transcript has a single exon. NCBI's taxonomy places the organism in Eukaryota, Fungi, Ascomycota, Eurotiomycetes, Eurotiales, Aspergillaceae. Bases 1 to 453 code for a protein of 150 amino acids. The record is from RefSeq and is a predicted model, not a curated record.
AUGGGCUGUGUAUGGGCAUACCUCAACACGAAGUGUGACCUGCCUCUCUAUAAGGAGAUUUCCGACGGUCUACACGAUCUUGUUAAGAACCAUGGAUGCGAGGACCCCUUGUACCAUGACUACUUUAAGUAUCUUCCCGAGGGCCUGCGACCCCCAAUAAGAAACAUCGAAUCAAUUCGAGAUCUUGACAGCCUCGCGACUUUUACAGGCUCCGUGGUCGCAAUCGGACCAGACUUUCUCCACCGCCUCUUACAUGCGACGCCAUUGCUUCGGCGCAAUAAGGUGCUGGCCAAUGCGGACUUUACGAACGCCUUUAUCGGGAAUAGGAGUCGCAUGUUUGUGUCAGAAGAUGAGAUGCUUCCUGUGAUUUAUCCGGCCGAUCGACAUGCAAUCCGUGAUUUUGAACAGUUCUGGUCUACCUUGCCGGUCAUCGAACAGCCUCAUCUGGGGUGA